UGCAAGACCUGAGCCAUUGCAGAACACGGAAAGCUUCCAGUGAACAGCAAUCUGCUCUGGAAAUCUGGGAACAAGCCUACAUUGAUUUUUUAACUCCGCAUUAACCAUGGUAUUUACUCAAAAAAUGAAAACAGUUUUGCUCUUCGUUUGCCUUUUUGGCCUUGCCUUUGGAUACUCAAAUUCAUCAAGUGAAAGCAGCGAAAGCAGUAAAUCUGAUUCUUCUGAUUCAUCUUCUGAAGAGAGUCAAACUGUAGAACCUGGUGUGACAGAGACUGCUGAACAACUUUCCUAUCCCAGAGGAGACAAUUAUAGAUCGAGACGGGACCUUCUCUUGAAUCUGCUCAAGCGUGAUUUGAAAGGAAAAAAGAGAGGAUCAAGCAGCGCAUCUGAUGAGGACAGCACAACACAUUCAGCGGAUUACAGUGCCGUUACAAAGAGUACCAACACCCAUUCCUCAGAAAGUUCUGAAGAACACACAAAUCCCACUCUGCAGAAAGUUGCUUUUACACCUGAACCUAACACAUCUGAGGAAAGCUCUGAAGAGAGAACAACCGAGUUUCCUAUUGUUUAGCCUGAAACAUUGCCAUCUCUUAGCACUUUUAUGGUUCUGUUAACUUGUUCAGUCUUCUGCUCUUAUAUGUGUAUGAAUGUAUAGGUGUUCUGUAUUAACCAUGUUUUCACUUUAAUUGAGACAGUACUCUAGCUGCAGGUCUGCAGAUACAAAACACAUAUCACAUAGGAGCAUGUCAAUGUCUAACCCUUUUGUGCUGCUAUUCAACCUGCAAUUUAUGAAGAUUCACAAUUUUCUGAACUAUAUUGCAAACCCUCAAGGCUGUAGAACAACUCUGAUAUUAAUAGUAUCUACCUUUUCUUUUAUUUAAUGGUCCAUGUUAAAUUAUUAGGCCAGUACAUAUAACGGUACAGAAGGUUUUACUGCAUCAUAUUUAAAGCAAUGAUUCAAGUUACAAAUAUAUUACACACAGUGCACCUUGAGACUAGACACAAUCUUGCAAAUAAUGUGUGCCUUGUGGAUAUUCAGGAAUUUCAAGUCAAUAUGUUAUGAAACAGCAUAAAUGAAAACAUAAAAAUAGACUGCUCUUUUUAUAUUGUCUCAUUGCUACGUUAUAUUGAGAAGUUGAGACCAGUACUGUAUAACUAUAUCUAAAUAGUAUGAAGUGGAAUUAAUAUGCGUACCCUUGUUUGCAUGCAGCAGUGUGGUCUUCAAAGGCUUUUAUCUUUAAAAUAGGGAUCCACAAUGUCCUUAAUUGCAGACAUAAGACAUGAUUUUAAUUAUUUGCAUUGGGUUCUGUAUGUGACUUGGCCAGAACUGAAUUAUAUACAAAAAGUGUUUGGAUUCUGUUGAACAGAAGGUUGGAUUUUGUGAAUUCCUAUUUUAAAGGUCCAUGCUUUAAAAACAUCACAGGUAUCUGCUGUCUGAUCAAAGGUGUCUCCAGAAAUCAACCAACCCUAUGUUCUGAAAAAAAAAGUAGAAAAGAAUUGGCACUGCAUCAUUACAUACCAAGUUGUGGUACUUUUGUGGCUAUUGUAAAAUGCAAAAACAUUCUCUGAUGGUGUUCAUGUUUUUUUGGUCUAGAACUAUAACUCCCACCAUCCACUUUUAAGUUUUAUAGGUCUACAGGAGCUUGAGAUUAUACUGCCUCCUCUUUUGCCUUUAAAUAUUUUACCAUUCUCCAGAAGAUCUGUCCUUCAAGAUAUAAGGGUUUAUGUGUGAAGAAAUUAAAAAUAAAUAAUUUAACUCCUGCUGCUAUAAUACAGUUAUCAGUACACUGAAAGUCUUCUACUUUUAUAACACGUACCACAAAUGUUGAUGUGGACAUGUGGAGACAAGCAAGUGUUUUUCUUCUGCAUGCAUUAAUAUUUGAUUGCAACUUGUAAGUAACUGUAUACAUGAACAAAUCUAAACGUAUUUCAUUAUUAUCUUUUAUGACAUUUCCCAGAUACGAUUCUUUCUGGAACACUGUUUUCCCUUUGAUGUCUAAUAAAAACUAACUAUAUCAA
Xenopus laevis (African clawed frog) is the source of this 2019-nucleotide messenger RNA. RefSeq lists its product as uncharacterized. The transcript is spliced from 4 exons. The record is from RefSeq and is a predicted model, not a curated record. The coding region runs from base 107 to 571 and encodes 154 amino acids. Lineage: Eukaryota; Metazoa; Chordata; Amphibia; Anura; Pipidae.